AUGCAACCGCUAUCAAUGUGUUCGAAUACAUUGCUGAGUUUACGCGACGCGCACACCGUGUUACUUGCUACGGCGCGCAUUGUACUGCGUACAAGUGACGGUUACGAAUACAUCGCUCGCGCUCUGAUUGAUAAUGGAUCUAUGAAUAACUUUGUUACUAUUAAUCUUUGUAAGAAAUUAUCAUUAAAAAUUACUUCACUUACUGAACAAGUUACUGUAAACGGGUUUGGUGGUUCUUCUAAAGAGGUUAAGGGAGAAACAAAUAUUAAAUUUUACUCGCGUUUUGAUCGUAAUAUUUCUUUCAAUUUACAACCACUUGUUGUGGAAAAUAUUACGGACCGUAUUCCUACGUUGCCUAUUGAUAGGUCAAUGUUAGCUUACCUUUCCCGCACGAAGCUUGCUGAUGAUACAUUCUCUGAUCCCGGUGAGGUCGAGAUAUUGAUUGGCGCUAAGUUAUUUACCCGCUUACUGCUGCCUGGCCGCGUCCAUGGACCUCCAGGUACCCCAACGGGAUUCAAACCCCGCUUGGAUUUAUUU
Molecule: messenger RNA, 537 nt
Organism: Brenthis ino (lesser marbled fritillary)
Lineage: Eukaryota; Metazoa; Arthropoda; Insecta; Lepidoptera; Nymphalidae
Source: the annotation of a GenBank genome assembly